CAAAGCGUCACCGGGCGAAACAGCGAAGAAACGGUUGAUAGUCCACCGCCGGCGGCCGGAGGAGGGAGCGCCGCUUGGGGGGCCAUGGCAGACUCGAAGGCUUCGUAGCCCAACCAAACCCCGAGCGGGAUCCCCCUCCGACACUGUAUCCGCCGCCGCUGCCGCCUCCCCGCGCCCCGGCCCCCGCCGCCUUGCGCUCUGCGGGAGAUGGAACAGCGGAGCCCGCUCUGCAGCCUCGGGUACCUGCCGCCGCCGCCGCUUCUGCUGCUGCUGCACGCCCUGCCGCUCUUGCUGGCCGACGCUACAUUUACAGAAGUCCCCAAAGAUGUGACAGUUCGUGAGGGAGACGAUAUCGAAAUGCCCUGCGCGUUCCGAGCUAGCGGAGCCACCUCUUAUUCCCUGGAGAUACAGUGGUGGUACCUCAAGGAGCCGCCCAGGGAGCUGCUGCACGAGCUGGCGCUCGGCCUGCCAGGCUCCAGGAGCAAGGUAACAAGUAAGGAUGCAACUAAAAUUAGCACUGUGCGAGUCCAGGGCAAUGACAUCUCGCACAGGUUGCGACUGUCAGCAGUGCGACAACAGGACGAGGGAGUGUAUGAGUGCAGAGUGUCUGACUACAGUGACGAUGAUACGCAGGAGUACAAAGCCCAGGCGCUGCUGCGUGUACUCUCACGCUUUGCUCCUCCUCACAUGCAGGCUGCGGAGGCCGUGUCCCACAUUCAGAGCAGUGGUCCGCGCCGCUCCGGCCCAGCCAGCGCUGCCAAUGUUAAUCACAUGGGUGCCACCUACCCCAUGGAUCGCACCACAUGGGAGCCCAGCCAGGGAGCCAAGAAAAUGCCUCCCAAGAGCCUUCCAUCUGCCCGCAGUCCUAGCGUUCUGGAUCCUGCUGCGGCCGCCUCCUCCGCUGGCCAGGCAGCCACCACCACUGUCACAGCAGUGGCUGCCUCUUCCUCAGCCUCGCAGCCAUCAGGUCAGGCUGUUCUGCACCAAAGGCAUGGCUCAGGCACUGGCCCUAUCUACUCUACAGACCCUCUCCUGUCCCUGUUCCUGUUGGCUCUGCAUAAGUUUCUUCACUGGUUUGUGGGGCACUAAUGCCACAGCUGACUUUACACCCAUUAGACAUUCCAGGCCUACAAAAUCUUGGGGAAGAACCAUGGUGCCAGAUGGACACAGACAAUUUGAGAUAAGCAUGAAAAAUCCAUAUGGAAAAUAAGUUAAUCAUAUUUUUGGAAGUUACAAAAACUGUAGAACACCUAAAAGAUGUAUCUAGUUUCCAAAUAAGAUGGGUUUGGCCCACACAGUCAUGAGAUCAGUGAUUUCUCUACUUCAAUGUACUUUUAUUUUCUAAAAUUUUCCUCCAAGUCUUCAUUUUGCACGAACUGUUGAGCAGUUAUCUGUAGGAUACCAUGUAAAAAUGUUGAACUAAAGCCUUUCUGACAAAGAAAAAAUAUUUUUAGCUAAUUAUUGUGUCUAGGAAUUUUUUAAUUUACUUUUUCUUUUUCUUUGGUGGCUUUUCUUUUUUAUUAAAGUAAAUUAUU
Messenger RNA from Suncus etruscus (white-toothed pygmy shrew), 1535 nucleotides. RefSeq names its product V-set and transmembrane domain containing 2B (gene VSTM2B). Bases 208 to 1089 code for a protein of 293 amino acids. The record is from RefSeq and is a predicted model, not a curated record. NCBI's taxonomy places the organism in Eukaryota, Metazoa, Chordata, Mammalia, Eulipotyphla, Soricidae. The transcript has 5 exons.